AUGAAAUUCUUACCUGAAUUCGCUUUAUGUUUUGGUGGCGCCACUAUCACUCCAACGGUGACAGAUGGCGCCACAUCGCUACUCCUCCCCUCAGAGAACAAACUUGGGGGAAUAGCGACGAAGUUACAACUCGGCACCUCAACCUCGCAUACUCGGAAUAGAAGGCCAGUAGUAAAGUCGAAAAAUGGAGCGAAUAAUUGGAAACCGGCACUUCGGGUAAUCGCUGAAGAAAGGGCUGUGUCUGAUGUUGUUGAUGGUAAUGGAGGAGGAAGAAAAGAACGUGCUGCUGUUCCGUCUACUUGUGCUAAAUCUGCUGCUAAAGUUAAAGCUAAAUUUAUUUCUAGAUCCAAAUUAUCACCUAAACAUGGCGAAGAUUACUGGAAAUCCGCAGGUCCGAUGGCCGUGCCCGCGUUUGCUCCGACACCAUUUUUAUUCUGAGCUUUGUAACUUUGUUGUUCUUGUACUAUGUAGUAGUAUAUAUGAAUGAAUUGUGAAUAUUAGUGAUUUAUAUUUUUGUAACUUUGUUAUAUUUUCCCUCCCUUCUAUGUUUUAUCUUUUGUAUUAGUAUUAAAGUUGGAAAUUAAAUAGAAUUAUUCGUAAUUCAUCGGAA
Molecule: messenger RNA, 610 nt
Organism: Lycium ferocissimum
Lineage: Eukaryota; Viridiplantae; Streptophyta; Magnoliopsida; Solanales; Solanaceae
Exons: 2
Coding region: 1-438 (145 amino acids)
Source: RefSeq, a predicted model, not a curated record